Molecule: messenger RNA, 1303 nt
Organism: Cucurbita pepo subsp. pepo (vegetable marrow)
Lineage: Eukaryota; Viridiplantae; Streptophyta; Magnoliopsida; Cucurbitales; Cucurbitaceae
Source: RefSeq, a predicted model, not a curated record
AAAGAAAAUGUCGUUUCUGUUUUCCUCUUCCCUCCAUCUCUUACCGCCAUCAAAUCCUGCAACUUCCUUCUCUCACCACCUUCCUCCACGUAUCGCCGCGGUUCCGUCAUCUCAUCCGGUCGGCGGCGUCUUCUCUUUAGCUGCAACUUCUCUGUCUCAUUAUCCCGACGGUCACUCUCGCUGUGGACCGCUUUACUGCUCCUCUUCCGCAUCAAUGUCGGUCGAGGAAUCCACUUCAGCUUCUCAGUUGGAAGAUAGCUUGUUGUACGCGAGAGCUUUUUGGGUGAGCAGAUAUGUGAUAGCGUGGAAUGUGGAAGUUGGAAGCGGUUCGUGCUAUCUGUUUGGCAGUAAAAUGGCUACUCUGCGUGUUAAAGAUGGUGUAGUCGAAGGUUACGACGUGAAGAUUAAGCUGGAAAAAGACCGUGGCCCGCUUCCAGAAAAUGUACUCAGGAACCACCAUUUGAUGUGUUUAGCACUCACUGUCGACAUAAGACAUGUUACAGAUAUCGAACUUCUGGAAAAACUUCCUCCAGAUUCAGCUGAACAACAAUCAUUAAUUGCAGAUAUCCAAAACAGCGAUGGGUAUAACUGGGGGUAUAAUCCUAUUCUGUGGGGAGUACCUAAAGGAAGCUAUGCUAGUGAUCCUAAUGGUCCUUGUCGUUUAAUUGAGUUCAGAAAGAUGGUUCAGGCACUUAACCAAAUUGGCCUUCGUGUUGUGUUGGAUGUUGUCUAUAAUCAUCUACAUGGAUGUGGACCUUUUGAUCCAAGUUCUGUUCUUGAUAAGAUUGUACCGGGUUACUAUUUGAGGAGGAACAUUGAUGGUUUCAUUGAGAACAGUACCUGUGUAAAUAACACUGCCAGUGAGCAUUUUAUGGUUGAACGCAUGAUUGUGGAUGAUAUCUUACAUUGGGUAGUUGAUUAUAAGGUUGAUGGAUUUCGGUUUGAUCUUAUGGGGCAUUUGAUGACAAGUACUAUGUUGAAAGCAAAAAACGCACUGCAAAUAUUAACACAGGAAAAGAAUGGAGUUGAUGGUUCAAGUAUCUACCUAUAUGGUGAAGGAUGGGACUUCGGCGAAGUUGCAAAAAAUGGUCGUGGAGUAAAUGCAUCACAGUUCAAUCUUUUUGGAACUGGAAUUGGGAGUUUUAAUGAUCGAGUUCGAGAUGCAAUGCUUGGUGGAUCUCCAUUUGGUCAUCCUCUUCAGCAAGGAUUUGUGACUGGUCUAUUGCUCGAGCCUAAUGAUCAUGAUCAUGGUUCAGACAAAGAAGUGGAAUUCACGCUUGCUGUGUCAAAGGAUCAUAUUCAG